Molecule: messenger RNA, 1260 nt
Organism: Parnassius mnemosyne (clouded apollo)
Lineage: Eukaryota; Metazoa; Arthropoda; Insecta; Lepidoptera; Papilionidae
Source: the annotation of a GenBank genome assembly
AUGUCCUCGCAAAUUUUACCGCAAGCUAUGUACCGACGAGACUCAGAGGAAAUGCAGGAGAAGCCCCUCGAAAUUGACCAGGACUCCAAUCCCGAUCCCAGUCGAUCGAACAGUCCAAAGAACAUGAAAUAUUACGAAAAUAAAACUAUAAUAAAUCAAGGGAAAAAGUCUUUUUGCAUAGAUGCCCUGCUCUCACGUCACAUGGAACCAGAAAGUUCGAUUCAAGAAAAGAUGGCGCAGCAAAAAUAUCUGUCACUUAUACAAAACAAAAACUACAUAGCAAGAUAUCAGAAUGAAAAUUACGAAGCGCAAAUAGAACACAACACGAUAAAUAGGUGUCAGAAUCGCAGUUCGGAAGGAUUCGAUAGGGUUGAAAGUGAGAGUCCACGUUCGGGACAGAGCAGUCCCAGGAGUGGGACGCCGGGUUCCGAUGAUGGGAACAGGUCGGAGGGUUACAGUCCACCGAUUUCGCCGGGAGUCGAGGUUGGAGCAGAAGAGUACGAAAGCUAUAGACCUGGUAUAAUACCGAAGCCGGGACUCCUGCCUCAGAACCCGGCUUUAGUGGCGGCUCAGUCCUCGUUGUUCAACUACCCUCAACUGUCGCAGCCCGGGGCGAUGCCUCCGGGCGCUCCGCUGCCGUCCGCCUUCCACCACCCGGGCGAUCGAGUGCUGCAUCACAUGCAACUGGAAUGGCUGGCGCGGACUGGCAUGUUCUACCACCGAAUACCUGAGCUUGGAGGAGCGCCACACGCACUUUUGGGGAAGACCAGACGUCCUAGAACCGCUUUCACUUCUCAACAGUUAUUAGAAUUAGAGAAGCAAUUCCGCAUGAACAAAUAUCUAUCAAGACCCAAGAGAUUCGAAGUAGCGACGAGCCUCAUGCUGACAGAAACGCAGGUAAAAAUAUGGUUUCAAAAUCGAAGAAUGAAAUGGAAACGCUCAAAAAAGGCCCAACAAGAUACAAAAACGAAAGACACUCAUAUCGCCCAUCAAGCUGACGAGAAGAACAAACCAAAAGAUUUACCUCAGCCACCAUCAGAAUCUGAAAAACAACCCCAACAACAAAUGGCCGCGGAUUUGACAUCUGUCAAACCUUCGCCGUUGUUAGAUAGGGAGCGAAUUAUUGCGCUAGAAAGGGAGAGGGCAAUGGCUGCGGCAAAUUUCAAUUCAAAUUUAGAAAACAAUAGGCGCGGAUUGGUUGUCAUAAACCAAGAAGGCGGUAGGCCUGGCAUGGAUAUGUUCAGGCCAUACGUAGUAUGA